Messenger RNA from Penicillium macrosclerotiorum, 1662 nucleotides. Its product is annotated as sugar porter family MFS transporter. The record is from RefSeq and is a predicted model, not a curated record. Gene Ontology annotation, cellular component: membrane. Gene Ontology annotation, molecular function: carbohydrate:proton symporter activity. Gene Ontology annotation, biological process: transmembrane transport; carbohydrate transport. The coding region runs from base 1 to 1662 and encodes 553 amino acids. The transcript is spliced from 5 exons. NCBI's taxonomy places the organism in Eukaryota, Fungi, Ascomycota, Eurotiomycetes, Eurotiales, Aspergillaceae.
AUGUCAGACACAAAGGACUUGUCGGCUCUAACUGCCGGAAAGGAUGCAUCCUUCGCUCAUUGUGAGCACACGAGGGACGAUGUCCCUGAGCUCGCUACUCUAGAAAUUACCUAUGAUGAGAGUGGUAUCAAGGGUAUUCUCAAAUCUCCAUAUGUCUGCGGCGCAGCCCUGCUAGCGUCCAUUGGAGGGUUCUCCUUUGGAUACGACCAAGGAGUUAUCUCUCUAAUAUUGGUAAUGCCCCAGUUUACGGUCCAAUUUCCACAGGUUGACGAGAGCAAUCCGCAUUAUGGCUUCAACAAAGGUUUCAUGACCGGCAUGCUGGAACUUGGUGCUUUUGUCGGAUGUCUUCUUUUUCCUUACUUAGCCGAUAAGAUCUCUCGAAAAUGGGGCCUCAGUGUCGCAACAACAUUUUUCUGCAUUGGCGCCGUCAUCCAAACUGCAUCUCAGAAUUAUGAUUCCCUGGUUGCUGGUCGCUUUAUUGGAGGUAUUGGAGUAGGAGCCCUGGCAAUGGGUGCCCCAUUGUAUAUCUCUGAGAUUGCUCCUCCCAAUCUGCGGGGAUCUCUUAUGGUCCUCGAAGCAAUCAGCAUAGUCAUUGGAGCCAUCGUUGCAUACUGGAUUACAUAUGGAACAAGAGACAUAAGCGGAGAGUGGGCAUUUCGACUACCUUUUCUCCUCCAGAUGGUUCCCGCCCUCAUGGUCGGAGCAGGCAUCCAUUUUUUCCCAUUCUCGCCUCGGUGGUUAGCCCUCAGAAACAGAAAUCAAGACAGUCUCCAGUCGCUCGCAAAGCUUCGACGUCUUCCUACAUCCGAUGAGAAAGUUCAGCUGGAGUGGAGAGGCAUUCUGACGGAAGACCGAUUCCAGAAGCAAAUCUUACAAAACCAACACCCUAACACAGGACCACUCAUGAUGGAACUUAAGCAAUGGAUUGACCUUUUCCGCCCCAAGUAUGUCAGGCGCACUUUUGUCGCUAUGGCCGUCGCAUUCUUCCAACAGUUUUCAGGCGUCAAUGCUUUCGUGUAUUACGCUCCCACCUUCUUCAUUCAAUUAGGACAGGAUUACAAUAUGUCAUUGAUUCUUUCAGGCUUGAUCAACGUGUGCCAAUUUGUUGGUAGUGUCCCUAUUAUUGUGUAUAUGGAUAAGAUCGGCAGGAGAAACAUUGCUAUCUACGGGGCCUUCCUGAUGGCCGUGCCGCACCUGAUAAUGUCCGGUCUUUUUGCCAAGUUCAGUUCAAACUGGGACACGCACAAGGGGGUUGGGUGGCUUGGGGUCUCCCUAAUUUAUGUUUAUAUAUUCGCUUAUUCGCUUUCAUACGGCCCACUAGGCUGGGUUCUUCCUGCUGAGGUCUUUCCCAGCUCCAAGCGAGCAAAGGGUGUUGGAAUUGCGACGGCAACUAACUGGCUUGCUAAUUUCAUCAUUGGAACUAUCGUUCCUCAGAUGCUUGAGUCUAUAGGCUGGGGUACCUUCUUGUUCUUCGGGGUGUGGUGUAUAAUCGCCGGAGUGUUCUCGUUUUUCUUCGUGCCUGAGACAGCUAACAAAUCUUUGGAACAAGUAGCAGCGGUAUUUGGUGAUAAUUUGCAAGCAUAUGAAGAGGAUCUUCGCCGCCAAGCUGUACUAGAAGUUUGGGCUGAAACUGGCGGCCCGGAUGAGGUCCGAGAUCCUUGA